This is a messenger RNA of Aphis gossypii (cotton aphid), 3780 nucleotides long. RefSeq names its product zinc finger MYM-type protein 1-like. The transcript has 6 exons. Lineage: Eukaryota; Metazoa; Arthropoda; Insecta; Hemiptera; Aphididae. Bases 50 to 3043 code for a protein of 997 amino acids. Gene Ontology annotation, molecular function: protein dimerization activity. The record is from RefSeq and is a predicted model, not a curated record.
UCAACUUUUUAAUUAAAGUUUUUAUAUUAUAUUUUAUAAAAUAAUAAGUAUGAGUACUAUUAUUAAAUGUGAAUGUGGAAAACUAAGUAAUUCCAUGAAUAGUGUGAAUUGGAAUAGACACGUUAAUUCAUGUAAAAUACGAAUAUCAAAAAGAAACAGCUCUGAUAUUAAAUCAUUUUUCAUUGGAAUCGAAAAAAAGAAAAUUAAAUUGGAUCAACAAAUUAUAGAAGAAGCACAUGAAAAUCAAGAUUGUGAAUUAUUGGGUGAACCAAAAUUUUGUACAAAAGAUCAAAAUGUAAACAGUGAUACAACAUUUAGUAUUGAGACUUCCUCUAUAGUUGAAAAUCAAGACUGUGAAUUAUUGGGUGAACCAAAAUUUUGUACAAAAGAUCAAAAUGUAAACAGUGAUACAACAUUUAGUAUUGAGAAUUCCUCUAUAGUUGAAAAUCAAGACUGUGAAUUAUUGGGUGAACCAAAAUUUUGUACAAAAGAUCAAAAUGUAAACAGUGAUACAACAUUUAGUAUUGAGAAUUCCUCUAUAGUUGAAAAUCAAGACUGUGAAUUAUUGGGUGAACCAAAAUUUUGUACAAAAGAUCAAAAUGUAAACAGUGAUACAAUGUUUAAUAUUGAAACUACCUCUAUAGACUUGAGCAAUUGUGAUCCAAUUACAUUUGUUAAGAAAAAGUUAUCCCUGGUCGAAAAAUUGGCGCUGAUUUCUAAAGGUCCAUUCCAGCCAAAAAAAAACGAGCUACCAGGAAACAAUUUCCCUCAAAAAUAUGGUCAUCGCUUUACUGAAGAUAAUUACUGGAGGAAACUUACUGGUGAUGAUCGUGUACAUCGAAAUUGGUUGUCGUACUCCAUCUCAAGAAAUCGAUUAUUUUGCUUAUACUGUAUGUUUUUUGGUGAUAAAUAUGCACAAAAAAGUUGGAUAGAAGAUGGUUUUCAAGGUUGGAACAGACUUGGAGAUAUUGGUUUGCAUGAGAAAUCAAGUUGUCAUAUUAAUGCGUCAAUAAUUGUUAAGUUAAAACAGAACUCUGUGGCAAUUUUACCAUCAUUAGAGGGGAAAAAAAGAGAAGAAGUGGCCAUUAAUAGAGAUGUAGUGAAUACAUUAGUAGAAAUUACACAGUUUCUCGGAAAACAUUCUCUUUCAUUUAGAGGUCACCGUGAAAAUUGGUCUGAGGCUAAUAAAGGCAAUUUUAAGGACCUAGCAGAAUUAAUUAGCAAAUGGUCACCUUCAUUGGCUAUACAUAUUGAAAAAAUAAAAAAUAAAGGAAGAAAAGAAGUAAAUUUUUUGUCUUGGCAGAGACAAAAUCAGCUAAUCGAUUCUGUGGCUUCAUGUAUCAAAUUAGUUAUCAAUAAACAGUUAAGUGAGUCUCGGUUUUUUAGUGUUUCUAUUGAUACUACCUUUGAUGUUUCCAAAAAGGAGCAAUUAGCAUUUAUUAUUCGCUAUGUUAAUUUUGAAAAAGCAAUACCAGUAAUUAAUGAACGUCUUUUAGCUUUGAAAGAAUCAUCUAUAACAUCUGGAAUAAAUCUUUUUACUAUGUUCCAAGAAAUCUGUGCUGAAAAUGGACUGAAUUGGAGACGGUUUUUAGUAGGACAAAGCUAUGACGGUGCAGCCAACAUGCGUGGAGAGUAUGCGGGACUUCAAGCGCUUGUGUGUGCAGAAAAUCCUGCUGCUACAUACACAUGGUGUUAUGCACAUCGUUUGAGCUUAAUAGUUGUUCAAGGAUCUAGCAGUUCGCAAAAUGCAGUUGACUUAUUUGGCAAUUUGGAAUCUUUAUACGCAUUUAUUUCAAGUAGCAAAAAACGAGUUUCUUGGUUUGAUAAUGCGCAAAAAAAACAUUAUCCAAAACAACGAGUCCAUCGACUAAAACGUGUUGAAACUACACGUUGGUUUUCACUCUCAUCUGCAUUAAAUACAGCAAUUGUAACAUUUAAUGCUAUGAUAGAUACCUUAAUAAAAAUUCAGCAAGAUGAAGGAUGUGCAGAUUUUAAAAGUGGAGCAAAAGCAACCGGUUUAAUUGAAUAUUUUCUUUCUGAACGAUUUAUUCUUACUGCAUUUUUAUAUACUAAUAUUUUCUGUAUUGUGGAUCCUUUAACCAGAAUACUACAAUCAAUUAAUAUUGAUUUAUUAGGUACCAUAAAAAGUUUACACUUAGUAACUGAUAAAAUAAAAGAAUUGCGAACAGACAAUGCAUAUACAGAACUUUGUAAAAAAAGUGAAAUUUACAUUGAAAAAUCAGAUAUGGAGUUCUCGCCUUUACCCAUUCAUCGUUCAAGAAAGAAAAAACGAUUACCGAGUGAACAAAUUGAAGAUAACCCUAUUACCGAUCCUAAAUAUGAAUUUAAAAUUAAAACAUACUUUGUUUGUUUAGACACAAUUAUUACUGCUAUUAAUGACAGAUUUACUUCUAAAUCUCAAAAUUUAUUAAAAGAUAUUUCUCUUUUUUCUACUAAACGAUUAAAUGAAGUAAAAUGUACAAACUCUGCUUUACCGAAGGAUGCUUUUAAUUCAUUUUGUGAAAUAUACUCAAAAUUUGUACAACUUGAUGAGUUAAAAAAAGAAUAUGUGCAAUUUGCCAAUUAUUUUUCUGAAUUUUCUAACAUCAUGAAUUUACCCAAAAAUAUUCACAAUAAUUAUAGUGAGAAAGUUUGUGAUAAAGAUAAUAUGUCGGAUGUUGGUGAAAAUACACAAACAGAUGAUUCAGAUUCUAAUGACAGAAUUGUCUUCAAUAAUGAAAAUAUUAAUUUAGGAAGUUUACUAGACUUAUUAAAAUUAUGCCAUAUUUCUGGGUUAAAAGAAGUUUUUCCAACUCUUUAUACAGCACUUCAUAUAGCAACAACAUUGCCCGUUACAAGUGCCUCACCUGAACGUACCUUUUCAAAACUUAAAAUUGUAAAAAAUCGUCUACGUAGCACAAUCUUACAAGGCAGACUUGAAAACUUAAUGUUAAUAUCUUGUGAAAAUCUUUCAAUAAAUAAUUCUGAUGUCAUUGAUAAAUUUGCAAGUCUAUCAUCUGUCCUAUCUUCUAAAUUAUUAUAAAAUAUAUAUAUGUACAUAAUUUUUUUUUUAUAUAUUUGUAAGUUUGUACAUUGUUCAAUGCAAAUAAAUAUAUAAAAGUUUGUUUUUUUAACAUCACUUUAUUCUAUUUCAUCAAAUGUAUAUUAAACAGUGUUUAUUUUAAUAUAUAUACAAAUCUGCUCAAAACAGUCUAUUUUCAAAAUCCAUUUACAAUAAUAUGAACAGUUAUUAUUGAUACUGAUUUUUUUAUUUUAAAUGGUGUAUUUAUUUAUAGCUAUUCUUUAAAAAAAAAAAAACAACUUAUCGAUAGGUGGUAAUUUGGAAAGAGUGGGUGGGUCAAGCAAAUUAUUUGAACUGCCAGUUUCAAUUGCAUUCGGCGCCACUGAAUAGAGAAAAAUAGUGCGGAAUGGUGUUCUCUUAUUGAAGAAAACCUGAGGUAACUGUAAAAGUGUCGGAUAUAACAAUAACUCCAUGAAUUUUCUCACAUUACUUUCUUUUAUGGAUAAAUGAGGUAAACCACGAGUCAUAGUAGUGGUUCACCAAACCUUGAUUCAAGUAAUACAUGAAUAAGGGCAUAGCGGUCCAUAUGAUCUGACGCUUUAACAAAAUACAGGUAUAUUAUGCCGACUUGAGAAUGGACUGCGUAGUCAUAAAAAAUGAAGUUAUAGAAUACAAUAAAUUAUAAUUUAAUUUAAUACAUUUUUUAAAUAAAAAUUCAUAUAAAUAAUGGUUUAAAAUUAAAAAUACUUUGAUAAAUA